AUGCACGGCCCCGAUUGGACGUCGCUCCCUCCGGAUCUCCUCGCAAAGAUCAGCGAAGAGUUUCCCAUCCCACAUCGUGCUCGCAUCCGUGCCACAUGCAAGGAUUGGCAUUCUGCAAUUGUUCCCGUGAUCAGCCGGUCCCCGUGGCUUUUCGUACCCGACGACGACGGUGAGCAGCACAAUUCUACCUUUUUUUCUCUCCCCGACAAGUGCUCCUUCACCUACCCCUCUCUCCCCGAGCUCUGCGGUAUGACGUGUGUCGGCUCCCACGCCGGUUGGUUUGUGAUCACCGAUUGGAAGCGAAAGGUCAGCCUCCUAAAUCCGCUUACGGGGAAUCAUAUCAGCCUCCCUUCCCACGUCGCCCGAUGGAACGUCGACCGAGUUAACCACCAAGCAUUCAAUCCUAAGCGCAUUGGAAAGAUUGUCUUCUCCUCAAACCCUACUGUCCAUAACUAUGUUGUCGUGGCUAUCUAUAGAUUUACAGAUUGGGAGCUCACCUACACGAAGUCGGGCGAAGACAGGUGGAAUCUUCUUGAAACGGCAUUGACCGAGAACGAUGAUUCAUACAAGGACAUCAUGCAUCAUGAUGGCAAAUUCUACUGCAUAACGCGCAAAGGUGAAGUCAUAGCUUUUGACCUAAGUGGAGUUAGCCCUAUAGUGACGAUCAUUGCCCGGAGUUCAGCACUUGUUAGUGUCAUCCCCGCGGGUACUUACUGUAUACAAUUAGCAUGCUCGAACACAGGGGAGCUGUUCCUGGUUUUGAAGCUUGCAAUCGACUACGCACUUCCAUAUGAUGUGAAUAAAUCGGAGGAUGUCAUCGUUCUCAGGUUGCAAUAUUCCGAGGACCAGCCUUGUUGGGAUGUUGUGAAGGACUUGGGGAAUAUGUCUCUAUUGGUGGGCAACAGCAAUUCUAUUUCGAUUUCUACCGAGGAUUUACGAGGAAUGAGAGGAAAUUGCAUCUAUCUUACGGAGUUCUUCCCGGAGACGUAUUCUGAAGGGACGCUAAUUUAUCGUAAAGCUAGAAUGUUUGAUAUGAAAAAGGGAAGGUGGGAGUGCUUAUAUUCAUCGACAAAUUUUCUGCCAAACACCAGGAAAUUUCCUGUGUUCUUCCAGCCACCCUUCUGGUUCACACCCUCACUGCUGUAA
Molecule: messenger RNA, 1146 nt
Organism: Musa acuminata subsp. malaccensis (wild Malaysian banana)
Lineage: Eukaryota; Viridiplantae; Streptophyta; Magnoliopsida; Zingiberales; Musaceae
Product: F-box protein At2g05970-like
Molecular function (GO): protein binding
Source: RefSeq, a predicted model, not a curated record